This is a messenger RNA of Condylura cristata (star-nosed mole), 908 nucleotides long. RefSeq names its product NSL1, MIS12 kinetochore complex component (gene NSL1). Gene Ontology annotation, biological process: mitotic sister chromatid segregation. The transcript has 6 exons. Gene Ontology annotation, cellular component: kinetochore; MIS12/MIND type complex. Lineage: Eukaryota; Metazoa; Chordata; Mammalia; Eulipotyphla; Talpidae. Bases 1 to 852 code for a protein of 283 amino acids. The record is from RefSeq and is a predicted model, not a curated record.
AUGGCGGCGGCGGCGGCGGCGGUGGAGCCGGUGGGCCUCGUCUCGGCGGCCGACGGGGAGCCAGUGGCCGGGCCGGGCAGCCGAGCCUCGGCCCCCGCCGGCCCCCGCGAGGACUUCCGGGUGCGCUGCACCUCGAAGCGGGCGGUGACGGAAGUGCUGGAGCUGUGCGGCCGCUUCGUGCGGGAGCUCGGGGACGCGCUCCCGGAGGAGAUUCGGGAGCCCGCGGUGCGGGACGCGCUCUGGACUUUCGAGUCCGCGGUGCAGGAGAACGUCAGCAUCAACGGACAGGCGUGGCAGGAGGCGUCCGACAGCUGCUACGUGGAUGCUGACAUCAAAGUUCUCGAAGACCAGUUUGACGCGCUCAUAGUCGAUUUAACCACAAAACGCAAGCAGUAUCCCAGAAAGAUCCUGGAAUGUGUCAUCAGAACCAUAAAAGCAAAACAAGAAAUCCUGAAGCAGUUCCGCCCCGUCGUCCGUCCGCUGGACCUGACGCGCGGCCCCGACCCAGCCCCUCGCGUGGAGACGCUGAAACGCAGAGGAGAAGCCCUGGCCAAGGAGAUCCGCGACGCCAUGCAGUCCUUGCCCGCGCUGAUUGAGCAAGGAGAGGGCCUCGCCCAGGUGUUAAAGAUGCAGCCUGUGAUCCACCUGCAGCGGGUCCACCAGGAGGCCUUCUCCGGCCGCCGCCAGGAGCCGGCCGCCCAGCCCGAGAGCCUCGUCGCCCAGGUGGAGACGACCCCGCCGGAGACGCCGGCCCGGAAGCCCGCGGACGUGGUGCUCAAGAGGCGAGCCCCGGACUGCCCCCAGCGCAGGUGGUACCCGCUGCGGCCCAAGAGAAUCAAUCUGGACACGUAGAGCGGCGGGGGCGGCGCGCAGGCCUGGCCGGUGCCCGGUGCCUGCUGGACUCAGCU